GCGGGCGGGCGCUCGCUGGUGCCGCGUCGCCCUCGCGCUCGCUCCCUCCCGCCGCCUGUGGGGAAGUCGGGGCAGCCUUCGCGGCCGCCACCACCGCUCGCCCCGACCUGCUCCCUGUCCCCUCCAGGCCCGCAAGCAGUGAGGAGCGCGCCAGGGUCCGGAGAGUCGGGCGGCGGCGGCGCCGGCGUGUGAGCCAUGCUGAGGAGGAUCUUGCAGCGGACUCCUGGGAGAGUUGGCUCUCAAGGUUCUGAUUUAGAUUCUUCCACAACUCCUAUAAACACAGUGGAUGUCAAUAAUGAAAGCUCUUCAGAGGGUUUCAUCUGUCCAUUAUGUAUGAAAAGAUGUAUAACUGCUAUUGAUUUGUCGGAGCAUUACCACAAAGUACACGCUGAAAAUGAAACAAGAGGACAGGACCUUCUUAAUGACUCCAGUGUUACUGGCUUCAUAUGUCCCCAGUGCAUGAAAUCUCUUGGAUCUGCUGAUGAGCUUUUCAAACACUACCAGGCAGUUCAUGAUGCUGGCAAUGAUUCAAAGCAUGGAGAGGCUGAGCUUGCUCUGCAGAGAGAUGACAUAACAUUGCUCAGACAAGAGGUCCAGGACCUACAGGCUUCACUUAAGGAAGAAAAAUGGUACUCAGAAGAAUUAAAGAAAGAAUUAGAAAAAUAUCAAGGGCUGCAGCAACAAGAGGCUAAACCUGAUGGAUUGGUGGCUGAUUCAUCAUCAGCAGAACUACAGUCUUUGGAACAGCAGUUAGAGGAAGCUCAGACAGAAAAUUUUAAUAUUAAGCAAAUGAAAGAUUUAUUUGAACAGAAAGCAGCCCAACUUGCUACUGAAAUUGCAGAUAUAAAGUCAAAAUAUGAUGAAGAAAGGAGUCUUCGGGAAGCUGCUGAACAAAAAGUGACACAUUUGACAGAUGAAUUAAACAAAGGAGCAACUGUAAUUCAAGAUCUGAAGACUGAACUGCUUCAAAGACCUGGUAUAGAAGAUGUUGCUGUGCUAAAGAAAGAACUGGUCCAAGUUCAAACAUUAAUGGAUAAUAUGACUUUGGAGCGUGAGAGAGAAUCUGAAAAACUCAAAGAUGAGUGCAAAGAGUUACAAGCCAAACAUGCUAACUCAGAGGCCACAAUAAGCCAGCUAAGGAGUGAACUUGCCAAAGGUCCUCAGGAAGUUGCUGUAUAUGUGCAGGAACUACAAAAACUUAAAAGUUCAGUUAAUGAAUUAACACACAACAAUCAGAACUUGACAGAAAAAUUGCUGAAGAAAGAACUGGAUUAUACCCAGUUAGAGGAAAAGCAUAAUGAAGAGUCUGUGAGUAAGAAGAAUAUGCAAGCAAGCCUUCAUCAAAAAGACCUCGAUUGUCAGCAGCUGCAGUCAAGGUUGUCUGCAUCGGAAACCUCUCUGCAGAGGAUACAGGCAGAACUAAGUGAAAAAGGAGAGGCUGCCCAAAAGCUCAAAGAAGAGUUAUCUGAAGUGGAGACCAAACACCAGCAUCUAAAGGCAGAGUUUAAGCAGCUGCAACAACAGAGAGAAGAAAAGGAGCAGCAUGGGUUACAGCUCCAAAGUGAGAUCAAUCAAUUACAUAGCAAACUUCUGGAGACUGAGCGCCAGCUAGGGGAAGCUCAUGGUCGGCUUAAGGAGCAGAGACAGCUUUCAAGUGAAAAAUUGAUGGAUAAAGAACAGCAAGUAGCUGACUUACAACUCAAACUUUCUCGUUUGGAAGAACAGUUGAAGGAAAAAGUAACAAAUUCCACAGAGUUGCAGCAUCAGUUAGAUAAAAUAAAACAACAGCAUCAAGAACAACAAGCUCUUCAACAAAGUACUACAGCAAAACUACGAGAAGCUCAGAAUGAUUUGGAACAAGUUCUACGUCAAAUUGGUGAUAAGGACCAAAAGAUCCAGAACCUUGAAGCCUUAUUACAGAAGAGUAAAGAAAACAUUUCAUUACUAGAAAAAGAAAGAGAGGAUCUUUAUGCAAAAAUCCAGGCUGGUGAAGGAGAGACUGCUGUUCUUAACCAGUUGCAAGAAAAAAAUCAUAUGCUACAGGAGCAAGUAACUCAGUUAACAGAGAAGCUGAAGAAUCAGUCAGAAAGCCAUAAACAAGCCCAGGAGAAUUUACAUGACCAGGUACAAGAGCAGAAGGCGCAUCUAAGAGCUGCACAAGACCGUGUUCUUUCCCUUGAAACCAGUGUCAGUGAAUUAAAUAGUCAGUUAAAUGAAAGCAAGGAGAAGGUCUCCCAGCUUGACAUCCAGAUUAAAGCCAAAACUGAAUUAUUGCUGUCAGCCGAAGCAGCAAAAACUGCUCAAAGAGCAGAUCUUCAGAAUCAUUUGGACACAGCUCAAAAUGCAUUACAAGAUAAACAGCAGGAGUUAAAUAAGGUCAUUACGCAGUUGGAUCAGGUCACUGCAAAGUUACAAGACAAGCAGGAACAUUGCAGUCAGAUGGAAAGUCAUCUUAAAGAAUAUAAAGAGAAACACCUUUCUUUAGAACAAAAAACUGAAGAGCUAGAAGGUCAAAUUAAGAAACUAGAAGCUGAAACUCUUGAAGUUAAAGCAAGCAAGGAACAAGCUUUGCAGGACCUUCAACAGCAAAGACAGCUGAGCACAGAUUUGGAGCUGAAGACCACAGAAUUGAGUAAACAACUUGAAAUGGAGAAAGAAACAGUAUCCAGCACAAAAUUAGAUUUACUGAAAAAAUCUGAAACCAUUGAAACUAUUAAGCAAAUGCUUGCCAAGGAAGAGGAGGAAAAUGCUGUCCUGAAACAAGAAAUUGAAAAGUUAAGUCAAGAUAUAAAGAUGCAGCAAGAGGAAUUGAAUAACAGAAUUCAAACAGCACAAACCGAACUAAAGGAAGUAAAAACGGAGAAAGAAAUGCUAAUGACAGAACUUUCUACAGCAAAAGACAAAUUGUCAAAAGUAUCUGAUUCCUUAAAAAAUUCCAAACGUGAAUUUGAAAAGGAGAACCAGAAAGGAAAAGCUGCUAUAUUAGAUUUGGAAAAAACUUGCAAAGAAUUAAAGCAUCAACUUCAAAUACAGACAGAAAGCACACAAAAGGAACAGAAUGAACUGAAGAAAUCACUUGAAAAAGAGAGGGAGGCUUCUCAUCAAUUGACAUUGGAACUCAAUUCAAUUAAGGAACAAGUCAUAGAGGCCCAAAGUACUUUAAAACAAAAGGAAAAAGAACAGCAACAACUUCAGGGGAACAUAAAAGAGCUAAAGCAAUUGAUUGAACAGAAGAAAAAGCAAAUAGAAGCACACCAAGGAGAAGUCAAAAUUGCUAUUUCACAGAAGACAGAGCUUGAGAAUAAAUUACAGCAACAGUCAGCGCAGGCAGCCCAGGAACUUGCAGCAGAGAAAGAAAAGAUAUCAGGAUUACAAAAUACCUAUGAAAAAUGCCAGGAAAAUCUAAAACAGCUUCAAUCUGACUUCUAUGGGAAGGAGUCUGAACUCCUAGCCACGAGGCAAGAUCUUAAGUCUGUAGAAGAGAAGCUCUCUCUAGCACAGGAAGACUUGAUUUCAAACAGAAAUCAAAUUGGAAGCCAGAAUAAACUGAUCCAAGAACUAAAGACUGCCAAAGCUACUUUGGAGCAGGAUUCAGCAAAGAAAGAGCAGCAGUUGAAGGAACAGAGUAAAACACUACAAGAUAUGCAAAAAGAAAAGUCAAUGAAAGAAAAAGAACUAGUGAAUGAAAAGUCUAAAUUGGCAGAGAUAGAGGAAAUUAAGUGUAGACAAGAAAAACAAAUCACUAAAUUAAGUGAAGAACUGAAGUCCCACAAACAAGAAAGUAUAAAGGAGAUAACAAAUCUCAAGGAUUCAAAACAGCUUUUGAUUCAACAGAAAUUAGAACUUCAAGGAAAAGUAGAUUCCCUGAAGGCGGCUCUGGAGCAGGAGAAGAGAAACCAGCAGAUGCUGAAAGAGCAGAUGAAAAAGGAAGAAGAUGAACUAAAGAAAGAAUUUAGUGAGAAGGAAGCUAAACUGCAUUCCGAAAUAAAAGACAAGGAAGUAGGAAUGAAGAAACAUGAAGAAAAUGAGGCUAAGCUUACCAUGCAGAUUACAGCACUGAAUGAAAAUUUAGGCACUGUAAAGAAGGAGUGGCAGUCAAGUCAACGGAGAGUUAGUGAGCUUGAGAAACAAACGGAUGACUUACGGGGUGAAAUUGCAGUGUUAGAAGCCACGGUUCAGAAUAAUCAAGAUGAAAGGAGAGCACUACUAGAAAGAUGCCUUAAAGGAGAAGGAGAAAUAGAAAAGUUUCAGACCAAAGUACUAGAGUUGCAAAGAAAGCUGGAUAAUACGACCGCAGCAGUGCAGGAGCUAGGCAGGGAAAACCAGUCUCUUCAGAUCAAACAUACGCAAGCACUGAAUAGAAAAUGGGCUGAGGACAAUGAAGUACAAAACUGUAUGGCCUGCGGGAAAGGCUUUUCAGUCACAGUGAGACGGCAUCAUUGCCGACAGUGUGGAAAUAUCUUCUGUGCUGAGUGUUCAGCCAAGAACGCCUUAACGCCUUCCUCCAAGAAACCCGUCCGCGUCUGUGAUGCAUGCUUCAAUGACUUGCAAGGGUAAUGGUUAGCACAGCGUCACGUUAGGUUUUUAAUAAAUGUGCUUAGCAGGUCUUGGACUGUUUGAUUUGGACUCUGGCGGCAAUUCUAGACCAAGUUAGAAUUCGUAUAUUUUGGAAUGUUAUCAAUAUCAAGUAAAAGUCUUCUAUUUUUGUGAGUCUUGGAUUCAUCUUCAUUACUUUUUUCCAUUUAACCCCUGGAACAGCUUUCAUGCCAAGUUCAGAAUUAGUUAAUGAAAUGUAAAUAAACUUUGGACAGAAAAUAGCAAUGUAUUUUUUUAAAUAUAAUUUCAUUGUUCACAAAUGGUGAAUACAGUUCCAUAGAUCACUUCUUUCUCCCAAAUUAUAUGUACAAAAAUGUACAUGGAUGAUGUUUUCACUUGCUUUUGUUGCACAAUAACAUAUUAAUUACAUUAAAUAUUCUCUGUGGAGUCAUGCACAAGACUAUAACACUUUCUUUUUCUCUUCUGUAAAGGUCUGUAGCUCAGUUAUAUUGUUUUGUUUUAAAUUUACUACUUGGGUAUUCUAAAUAUAGUUUAUGUUAAAAUAUGUAUUAAUCAUAAAUUCGAACAUGAUUUUUGUUUUAACAGUAUUGAUUAUAUUGUCUUGAGUACAUUUUAUAAAAUCCUCUGUAAAAUAAAUUUGCCUACUUUGUGAUAACCUUAGGGUUAUGUUUCAAAGACUAGGAUUAAUUUUUCUUUUUCUUUGUGCCUUUUUUUAUCUCAAUUUUAAACUCCUACAUAUUGUCCCUUAAAAAUCCUAUAAAACCCCUUACCUUCUCUGUUGGAGGGUGAAAAGUAGAAAUUGUAUUAUGGUCCAAGUCUCACUUUCUUGUUAGUGGGAAGUCUUGAGAUUAGUUUUAUAUUACAACCUUACAACUCUUUAUCUUUGUCAAGCAUCUCCAGGAAUCUGAAUUUCUUUUUUAAAGGAUCUGCCAUUUUUCCUUUACCUGGUUUUACCUUCUCAAGCGUAGCUCAGCUUCACUGUAAUUGUUUUUGUAAAUUUGCAUUUAAAGUUAGUAACUUAUAUUGCUAUAGUUAUAUCCUUGAAAACAAAAUAUAAAAUGGUAAGAAGAGGUAAAAUACUCUACUUUAUAUUUUCUUUUUACCUAACAGCAAAGAAUUUUAAAAAACUGUUAAAAUUGACUUACUCUUAAAAUGGUUCUAGGUUAGGGUUUUAUAUUAACUGGGGAAUCUUGACUGUAAAAAUAAUGCUAUGACAUUACCUUUAACUAACAGCUAGACAAUAGAGUAUCACCCAAGACAGAUGUACUUAGAAACCCUAAUGUUACCAUAAAUACUGAAACAGAAUUGCCAAGAACCUUAAGGAUAAUUAAGAAUUAACCUAUUUGUAUGUUGAAUAAUGAAAUUGAAUUUUAAUAUUUCAUAGUCUUAUUAAUUUGGAAACUAGGAAACAUCUGAAAGCAGAAUUCAUUAAUUUUAGUUUAUUAUCUUUCUAGAGAAAAAAAUGUUAAAGUUACACAUUCAUUCAGUGCAAUCAUUUAGUAACAAGGCAGAGAAGGAUGAGAGUAUCUCAUUUACAAUAAUUCAUAAGAAACACUUGCUUUCAAAUAUCAGACUGAAAUGAAAUCAUGUUUAUAUAAUACCUAGAACAUAGAUAAAUGAAAAGAUGCCACAUACUCAUUUAAUUAUUUAAAAAGUAAACCCUGUUGUCAGUAGCUAUUAAGGACAUUAAGUCCCCAGACUUGGAUAAACAUACAUCCUUGAGCAUAUGUAAUGAAUAAAUGCAAUGACUAUUAAAAUAAUAGUUGGAUAAUAUAAACUGAGCUAUUCAUGCAUUUUAUAUCCUCAUAAGACCUUUCAAAUAGUAUUAAUUCUAUAAUUUUACAUUAAAGUAACUUAAUGAAUUUGUUAGAAAAAGUCACUGAACCACCAUUUUUUAAUUUGUUUUAAGGUAAUAAAACUUUAUGAGAAUUCUGGGUGAGAAUGUUUCUUCACUUCAUCUCCUCCUGGGAUACACUAUAGACUUCUGCUCCCUCCCUGAGUCCCUGCAUACAUUCAAAAAAACAUUGUGGAGACAACAAAUAAAACCAUGAUUGAGUGAUUUUUCUCAUUUUUGUCUAGUCUCAUUUCAUAGAUCCCAAAUAAUCUACCUGCCAUUGGCAACUAGACAGAUAAAAUAAGUGAAACCAAUCAAUUUUGCUAGUAGCUUACCAGUUGAAUGUGUUUUGAAAAUAAACCUUAAUGUCCUUUUCCCCUUUAAUUAAAGAGACCUCUUCUGUGUUCUUAUUGACUCUACGUUCUAGGUGUUUGCUGGUACUAUUGGUCAGUGAGACAGAGCUGGCACUCUUGGUUCUGGUGCAAAACAUUGGCAUCAAGUCUUAGUAAAUUGCAAACCUCGGCAUAGAAAUGUGAGUUAAAAAUCAAGUCUUGCUGGUUAGUGUACAAUAAACUUUUAAUAGAAAGAAGACAGUGCUGCUGGUAUAGGGUUUGUUCCUUUUGAAGAAAGAAAGGGAAACAAACACAACACCUCAAAGCAGUGUACAAAUAACAUUUUGUUCAACUACCUCUUAAAGUGGAGUUAGUAGUUUAAUAGUUUCCUUACAGUAAUGUUAAAUAGUAAUUGCCAAAUUUGUUAUUUUCCCAUCCUUUAAAAAGUGUUUAUGAUUAUUUUAUAUAAUUUUGAGAUCUUAAAGUCACUUUUUUUUAACCUUGCAUUUGCAUAAAAAUAUUUAGCUUUUAAGUGGAGAGCAAAUUAUGAUCAUAUAUUUUGAUAUUCAUGACCUGUUUCACUAUAGCAGUUUUUUUAAAAUGUACUUUGGCUGUAAGAUUGUGGAUGAUUUGAUCCAUAAGAUUUAAAUGCGCCAUCAAUUUACUAUUUGUAGACAUGAGCUUGAUGAAUGAUAUUCAGUAAUUAUAAUGUGCCACGUAUUACCAUGUCUUAAUUUCCCUUUGCCUGAAUUUUAAUGAUCAAUUUGUUAUUGUUGCAGAUGUGAAUAUUGUGCAUACACUUCCAAAAUUUAUGUAAGAUUGUAUAAGAUGGAAUUGGAAAUCACAUAAGUUCUUUCUGUGCAGAAGUACUGAGCUUACUGUAACAUGAUGCAGUCCUGUGUAUGGCAUUCUGUACUUCCUUGAACUGGAUCAUGCAGUCAUAGCUUCUGUAUAUAUUUUUGCAUGAAUAUUUUUUCAUUUAAUUUUUGGGUUCAUUAUUUGUAUUGUGUUUACUAUUUGUGAUCAUAUAGUUGUGCCUUAUUUUGUGACAGUUUAGCUCAAUAAAUACUGUAAUUUCUAACCUCA
Molecule: messenger RNA, 7809 nt
Organism: Heterocephalus glaber (naked mole-rat)
Lineage: Eukaryota; Metazoa; Chordata; Mammalia; Rodentia; Bathyergidae
Gene: Eea1
Product: early endosome antigen 1
Biological process (GO): endocytosis
Cellular component (GO): early endosome
Molecular function (GO): 1-phosphatidylinositol binding; metal ion binding
Source: RefSeq, a predicted model, not a curated record